Suillus clintonianus is the source of this 420-nucleotide messenger RNA. RefSeq lists its product as uncharacterized. The transcript has a single exon. The annotation marks the transcript as partial. NCBI's taxonomy places the organism in Eukaryota, Fungi, Basidiomycota, Agaricomycetes, Boletales, Suillaceae. The record is from RefSeq and is a predicted model, not a curated record.
UGCGGGAGGUGUCCAGCGGUUAUUGAGUAUGGCGCUCACGCCGAUUGGCCCACGGUCAACCGUCUUGUCAAUGAGCACUGGGCCACCUGUCCAUCCCGGCUCAACUUUCAUGGGCUUGCACCAUCCCAUCCUCCUUCUGAAACCCAUGACACACGAAACGCACCGAGUCCUCCACAUGACUCUACCGAGAACAUGGGUGUCACUGACGGCUGUCACAUCGUGGGCUGUAGCAAGCAAAGAAGAAACGAGGGCCAGCGGAAACAAGAGCUCGAGGACGACGGGUACACCUACAAUGUACGACCCAUAUCCGUGAGGUGUCGCGGGUGCAAAAAGGAUAUCAGCCUCGACAAGCGCUCGAGGUACUAUCCCGGAUUAUGGACAAAGCACAGAAACAAAUGUCCAGGUAUCCAAAAAAUAGAG